Messenger RNA from Sturnus vulgaris (Common starling), 1981 nucleotides. RefSeq names its product lipoprotein lipase (gene LPL). Gene Ontology annotation, biological process: very-low-density lipoprotein particle remodeling; lipid catabolic process. Gene Ontology annotation, molecular function: apolipoprotein binding; lipoprotein lipase activity. The record is from RefSeq and is a predicted model, not a curated record. NCBI's taxonomy places the organism in Eukaryota, Metazoa, Chordata, Aves, Passeriformes, Sturnidae.
GCUCCCCGGGCUGCCCUGUCGUUCGCUGCGCUUCUGCGCCGCACUUCUGUUCAGUUACCAUAAGUUUUUAAAGCAAAAAGCGCACUUACUUACUUUUAAUUUUUUUAAACAUUUGUUUUCUUUUCGCGCCGAAAGUUGCGUGCCGCGGCGGGAGGCGAGAUGUGGAGGAAGGCGUUCCUGGCCGCCGUGUGCCUCUGGCUGCGCUGGGAGCCUGCUCUCGGCGGUGAAAACAAUUUUGAGGGAAUCGAGAGCAAGUUUUCUUUACGGACGCCUGCAGAGCCCGAUGAAGAUGUCUGCUACCUGGUUCCUGGGCAGGUGGACAGCCUGGCACAGUGCAACUUCAAUCACACCAGUAAAACCUUCGUGGUCAUCCACGGGUGGACGGUGACAGGGAUGUAUGAAAGUUGGGUCCCAAAGCUGGUGGAUGCCCUGUACAAGAGGGAGCCUGACUCCAACGUCAUUGUGGUGGAUUGGCUAGUUCGAGCUCAGCAGCACUAUCCCGUGUCUGCUGCGUACACCAGGCUGGUGGGAAGGGAUGUUGCUACGUUUAUUGAUUGGAUGGAGGAGCAAUUCAAUUAUCCUCUCAACAAUCUUCACUUGCUGGGGUACAGUCUAGGUGCCCAUGCUGCUGGGAUUGCUGGGAACCUGGCCAAAAAGAAGGUGAACAGAAUUACUGGGCUGGAUCCUGCUGGUCCUACCUUUGAGUAUGCUGAUGAACUCACCCGCCUCUCCCCGGAUGAUGCUGAGUUUGUGGAUGUCCUACACACCUACACCCGAGGCUCUCCAGACCGCAGCAUUGGGAUCCAGAAACCUGUUGGACACAUUGAUAUUUAUCCCAAUGGUGGAGGUUUCCAGCCAGGUUGCAAUUUUGGGGAAGCACUGCGUCUGAUCGCUGAGAAAGGCCUUGGAGAUGUGGACCAGCUGGUGAAAUGCUCCCAUGAACGAUCCAUCCACCUCUUCAUUGACUCUCUCCUGAAUGAGGAGAAGCCCAGCAUGGCCUACCGCUGUAACACCAAGGAGGCCUUUGAGAAGGGCCUCUGCCUGAGCUGCCGCAAGAACCGCUGCAACAAUUUGGGCUACAAGGUCAACAGAGUGAGAACAAAGAGAAACACCAAAAUGUAUCUGAAAACCCGUGCUCAGAUGCCCUAUAAAGUCUUUCAUUACCAGGUCAAGAUCCAUUUCUUUGGAAAGACAGACAUGACCAAGACAAAUCAGCCAUUCCUGAUAUCUCUCUAUGGCACUCUAGAUGAGAGUGAGAACAUUGGUUUCACACUGCCUGAAGUCUCCUCAAACAAGACAUUUUCCUUCCUGAUUUACACAGAAGUGGAUAUUGGAGACCUGCUUAUGCUGAAGCUGCAGUGGGAAAAAGACACCUUCUUCAGCUGGUCAGACUGGUGGAGUCCUUUAACGUUUGACAUCCAGAGAAUCAGAGUGAAGUCAGGAGAAACUCAGAAAAAAGUGGUGUUCUGUUCUCGAGAUGGCACCUCACGUCUCAGCAAGGGAGAAGACCCAGCAAUAUUUGUGAAAUGCUCGGAGCAGCCCGUCAACAGGAAGAGAGGAGGUUCCAAGAAAACCUCGAAAGAAAAUUCUGCUCAUGAAUCUGCUUAAGUGACAAGAACAAAGAUUUUUCACACUGGGGAGGAGAAAAGUCUGUUCAUCCCUGUGGACUGGAUGUUCAGAACCAAAUAUAUAGAAAUAUUUAUCCAUUGCUGGAUUUUUGCCUGCUAUUCCUAGCUAUUUGAGAGACUUCUUGUAAAAAAGUCUCAGCAUAUGAAGUUACUAACCAUAAAGAUACAUUAUCCAAAUAGUUAAAAACAGAAAGAAACCUGCAAAACAACUUGCCAAAAGUUUGGAGUGCUGAAAAGAUAGAGGUAAUUUUGCUUAAUCAUGGUGCCUUGUGACAAGGUUUCUUGACAUCAGAUCUUACAUAGCAAUUUUUUAAUAUUUAUUGGAAAGAAACAAAGCCCUGUACUUGGUUUUA